This is a messenger RNA of Penicillium malachiteum, 636 nucleotides long. RefSeq lists its product as uncharacterized. The record is from RefSeq and is a predicted model, not a curated record. Lineage: Eukaryota; Fungi; Ascomycota; Eurotiomycetes; Eurotiales; Aspergillaceae. The transcript has a single exon. The coding region runs from base 1 to 636 and encodes 211 amino acids.
AUGGACUCGAUUCCCCUCGAGGACUCGGGCCUAUCCCUCGAAACCAAACUCACCACAACCUUCUCCCUAAACUCCAACCCAAACAAUAACAAUGACCUCUCAUCACACCUCACAAAACGAUACACAACAUUCUCCAUUCCUUCAUCCUACGGGCGCAUGGACUCGAGUCCUCCACCGGGCACAGUUGCAGGAAUAGUACUCGGCAGCGUGGGCGGCGUCGUCCUAAUUCUAUACCUUACAUUCCUAGCCCUAAACCCCGGCGGUCUAGCACGGGGUAGUUCCUCCUCGUUUGACGAAGAAGUCGUGGUAACGAGUCGACGGGCCGGAUCACGACGCAGCCGAAGCAAUAACACGAUCGAGGUUGUGGAAGAGCGGGAUCGACGCUCUAGUUAUCGGCGCAGACCUAGUCCACGGGAUGAUCGCGAUCAUAUUAUUGUUGAGGAGUCGAUGACGGGGACGGCGACCUCGGAUGGAAGGGAUAUGAUUGAGGUUGUUGAGGAGGAGUCUUCGGCUGUGUCCUCUGUUUCUACAAGGCCGCCUCGAAGGGCGAGGAGUCAUCGCUCAGGAGUGAGGACAAUUGAUCCUCGUGAUCCGUUGGAUUAUGGACAUGAUGAGAGUGAUGUGAGUCGGUAUUAA